Molecule: messenger RNA, 1606 nt
Organism: Hyaloscypha bicolor E
Lineage: Eukaryota; Fungi; Ascomycota; Leotiomycetes; Helotiales; Hyaloscyphaceae
Product: putative GPI anchored protein
Exons: 6
Coding region: 38-1606 (522 amino acids)
Source: RefSeq, a predicted model, not a curated record
GGCAAGUCAAUGACUAUAAUUGUCAACAUAACCAAAAAUGCUUUUACGAAUCCUUCCUGCUCUAAGUUUCGCUUUGAUAGUGGGAGCUGUCCCAAAUCCCCAGCAAGCGAAACCAGGCGGACAACCUAAAUGCCGAUUCUCCCCCUGCUAUACUCAAGCACAAAUCUUGAAUGACCCAAAUCCUUUCAUUUCGGAUGUCCUUUACUGGGAAGGGAGAUUCCAUCAAAACAAUGUCAGCUACAACAGUUACAAUGGCAUGUCCUACGAUGGUACACUCCUCGACGAGUCUACUGGUCUUGCCACGGCAAAGCAUCCAUUUAGUGCUGCAAGCAAAGAAGCUCUUCAAAUAAUGCUCUACGCUCAUGCCAUGGUCGGAUCUCCUCAAGCUGCUCGAUUUUUGUCGCCUGACAACACUGGAGCAGCGCCGGACAUGGCGAUGAACAUCAUGGCAUUGAAGCUGAAGACGUAUUUGCGGUUCAACGAGACGUAUCCUGGGUUUGGAGGAUUUCUCCCCUGGUUUACUGGGGAUUCGAUGGAUAUUCAGCCGACUUGGGACUGGGUGAAUCGAGUGCCUGCUCUUGACAACGGAGAGCUCAUUUGGGCAGUGUACAGUGCUAUCCAGGCCAUGGAAACGAGCUCGAACCGCAAAUAUCAGAAUUUAGCCAGGCAAUGGCAAGCAUGGCUCGAUUACAUAAAGCUGACAGCAGCAAAAGUAUUCUAUGCAGGAAAUGGCGUCGUCUGUGCAGUCACAGAUAUUGGGGAUCAAUCCUUCCCCAUCAAUGACCCCCGACAGACGUACAAAUGUGAGGGAAGUGGGACCUUGAAUGAUCCAUAUGAAGGUGAACUCUUCACGUGGUGGCUGUACUUCUUUGGUGGCCUCUCGAGGAAGGACAAGGAUGUUUUGUGGAAGGUCAAAAGACCGCAGCUCGUAAGUGUUGAGUACAAAAUGGGAGGAGUGGGGCCGAUCACUGUCCAGAAAGGAUUCUGGUUCUCAGCCCACGAACAGUGGAAAGUGAUGGAAAUUCCGUACUACGACGUUGAUUUGGUGAAACGUCUAUUCACCAACGCCGAGAGAGCUCGCACUUGUAAUUCUGUUGUAACUAAGGUACCAGGGAUGUUUGCCUCGGUCAACAAUUCAACAGAUCCGACCACUGGGCAGAUCAUCGGGUACAUCUCAAACGCCGGCAUCCCUUCCAUUGCAAAUCAAACAGUUCAAGAAGUUGAUGUCAUCACACCGUACAGUGUAUUCCCAGUUGUUCUCAUAGACAACGCUGUGGGCAUGGUUUGGUGGAAGAAUAUGGCUGAUGGAAAGAAAAUGCAAAAUCCAUACGGUAGCAGUGAGUCGACCCGUGUUGAUGGCACAGCCAUGUCAUCAUUUGUGUCUUGGGACAGCAAAAUAACGACGGUAAAUGCAAUACUUGGCGGGGUCAGCGACCUCGUUCGCCAGAAAAUGAAAACUGACAGCAUAUAUAAUGAAUUCAUCUCAGUGACCCAGCGCGAGUAUGGAGCCGUCUUCAAGAAUCUCAAGGGCGAGAAUAUCGGUCUGUGCCUCCCAAGUAAGAAGGUCCCUGACAGAGGACUGGUAGACUAUACUCAGUGCCAAUAG